CGAUCGACGCGAAGUACGACGGUCUCCGUGUGUUGCAUAGUUCGAGGGAAUUUUUCCAGUGAAGCAACAAUUUGCGGGUUCACAUGCCAAAGGAAGUUUCAUUUCUAUCACUUUAUAUUUAGCGACCGGCGAGACCGCACUGGUAAUUUACAGUAAGAAUCUUAAAGGACUUGGCAGUAAGGAAAAAUGGGUCGCCCAACGGUAUUCUUUGACAUGACAGUGGACGGACAGCCCGUGGGUCGCAUCGUGAUAGAAUUGCGAUCGGACGUAGUGCCGAAAACGGCGGAGAACUUCCGUAAACUUUGUACCGGAGAAGAAGGUUUCGGUUACAAGGGUAGUUCGUUUCAUCGUGUGAUUCCAAACUUCAUGUGCCAAGGUGGUGACUUUACCAACCACAAUGGCACCGGUGGCCGAUCGAUUUACGGCACCAAAUUCGAAGACGAAAACUUCACGUUGAAGCAUACCGGACCAGGAAUAAUGUCGAUGGCAAAUUCGGGUCCAAACUCAAACGGAUCCCAAUUCUUCAUCACGACCGUGAAGACUUCCUGGCUGGACAACAAGCACGUUGUUUUCGGAGCCGUCGUAGACGGCAUGGACGUCGUUAAGCAGCUCGAGAGCUACGGAACUCAGACCGGCAAGACCACCAAGAAAAUCGUCAUCGCCAACUGCGGUCAACUCUCAUAAGAACAAUAAUCUUCCAAAAGAACAAUAACAAAAAGUAAUAAGAAAACGUUGAACAUACAAGCACACACACAAAAUACAUUCAAAGUACUUCGGAGCUUCGCAUCAGCGAGCUCUCGCAAUUUCUCCAUUCCCUUUGAUCUUAAUUAAGUCGCUCUAGAGAGUACGAAACUAUUCCAAGAUUUUUCUUCGUCCAGAUAUGUAAAAAAUACUAUUAACAAACAAAACAUCAACUCUACUCCAAAUGAUUGUUAAUCCAACUUGUCAUUCCAAAGGAAUGUAUUAUAAACGGAACUGUGGAUUAAAAAGAAUAUAUAAUCCCUAA
Molecule: messenger RNA, 1006 nt
Organism: Venturia canescens
Lineage: Eukaryota; Metazoa; Arthropoda; Insecta; Hymenoptera; Ichneumonidae
Product: peptidyl-prolyl cis-trans isomerase
Exons: 2
Coding region: 187-684 (165 amino acids)
Biological process (GO): protein folding; protein peptidyl-prolyl isomerization
Cellular component (GO): intracellular membrane-bounded organelle
Molecular function (GO): peptidyl-prolyl cis-trans isomerase activity
Source: RefSeq, a predicted model, not a curated record